GCAAAUUUUUAUAGGAAAUGGCGAUUAAUUCAGCAUCUUGUUGCUGCAUGCCAUUCUCCUCUUUGCCUUCUUCUUCUUCGUCUCGUUCCGUUCUCGGAGCGCCCAAUUCAAAGCCCGGCUUCUUCGGCGACGCUCCGCGCCUCAGCGCUCCGAGCCUCAGGCUCGUAUCGGUUCGGGCCCAGGCACCCGAUAGGGAUGGUCCUGUUGGUGGACCCAAGAGGCGGGUCAGCUUAGAUAACUCAGUUACCUCCGUCGGGUUAUCCUCUUCCUCCGCUUCUUCCGUGAUCGAUUUUCUCACCCUCUGCCAUCGCCUUAAGACCACAAAGCGGAAAGGAUGGAUUAAUCAUGGGAUAAAGAGUGCUGAAUCGAUUGCUGACCAUAUGUAUCGAAUGGCUUUGAUGGCACUGAUUGCUGCCGAUGUACCUGGAUUGAAUAGAGAAAGAUGUAUCAAGAUAGCACUUGUGCAUGAUAUUGCAGAAGCUAUUGUAGGAGAUAUAACACCAUCUGAUGGGGUGCCCAAGGCUGAAAAGAGCAAAAGGGAGAAGGCAGCUUUGAGUGAGAUGUGUGAACUUCUUGGUGGAGGGAUGAGGGCUGAGGAGAUCAAAGAACUUUGGGAAGAGUAUGAAAACAAUUCCUCUAAAGAGGCUAAUCUUGUAAAAGAUUUUGACAAGGUUGAAAUGAUUCUACAAGCACUGGAAUAUGAAACGGAACAUGGGAAGGUUUUGGAUGAAUUUUUCAUUUCAACUGCAGGAAAGUUUCAGACUGAAAUAGGGAAAAAUUGGGCAGCUGAGAUCAUUUCAAGAAGAAAAUCUUUGUCAAAAAAGAGGCUAAGUUGAUGAUAUAAGCAAGUGGCUAAUUAUGGUUGGUGAGAUUGACACAAUGGCUAAGUAUACUUGACAACCUUUAAGCAUGACUUCAUUCAUAACGUAGUUCUGGAGUUUUGACAUAAAUUAGGGAUAAUAUCUAUCAUUUGUCCCAUAUAAGUUUACCUUCGUUCCUUUUUAAAAAAGAAUCUUUUGUUGGUGACUCAUUUAGUCUCAGCUUCUUUGUUUCAUUCUUUUCUUUUGAAGACAUUAUGGUGUAAAUUCUUACCAAGUAUUUAGGCAUUUUUUUCGCAGUUGUACUGUCUUCUAAGCAUUGCAGGUGCAACUGUUUGGUUUUAUUUGUUUUUUAUGAAGUUAAUUUAAAUAGG
Messenger RNA from Arachis ipaensis, 1192 nucleotides. RefSeq lists its product as uncharacterized. Lineage: Eukaryota; Viridiplantae; Streptophyta; Magnoliopsida; Fabales; Fabaceae. The record is from RefSeq and is a predicted model, not a curated record. Gene Ontology annotation, cellular component: cytoplasm. Gene Ontology annotation, molecular function: 5'-deoxynucleotidase activity.